CAACUGUUUCUUGAGGUCGAAGCAGACACAAGCAGCGGACGAACCACGAUGGAGUUUGUUUAUGUUGCUGUGGUUGUGUUCGCUCUUCUGUCUCGCGGACAAUCGGCUCCAGCAUCGAGCUGCGCGGCUCUAAUCCAACCUCUUGAAAUCCAGAGAGACCAGUUGCUGGGCAAUUGGAUGGUGGUGGCAGAAAAGGCAGACUUUCAGGAUGUUGAAGUGAAGAUGAAUCAUUUUAAACAAAGCAUGUGGUGGAAAGUCUCUGCGGCUCAGGAGAGCGAUGCCUUCAAUUUCAUGAGCUCAAUGAAAGCGUUUGGCUUCUGUGUCGGAGUCAAACUGAAGAUGACCUUGGUGAACAACACUCUCCGUUUAGUCAUAACCAACCAGACCUUGCACCACCUUCUCCAGCCAGAGCUCUUUUCCUUCAACCUACUGAAAACUGGCUGUCCAGACUGUCUUCUGCUGGGAAGGUCUCAGGACUCAGUAAUCGAUAGAAUGAUAUUCCUGAGCAAAAGAAGGACUUUGUCUGAUGCUGAGCUGGAAGGGUUUAAGAAGCUGGGAGAGUGUUUUAACUUAACACAGACUAUGAAUGUGAACACAGGAGGAGAUGUUUGCCCAGAGCCGCCUCCUUUUGAAGAAAUAGACAACAUCAAUUUCUUCAUCGAUGGACAGAGAUCCGACAUAGAAAACAUAAUGGAGAGGAUUUUAAGCAGUGUGGGCGGAACAGAGAAUUUCCUUAAAAUGAUCUCGGAGGAACCUUCCACGGACGUUUAAUCAUACGGAAGCUGUGUCCCAGAGAAUCAGCGUAUUCCGUCAGUCACAUUUUACAGUAAAGUUGUGCAUUCCAUGAGAGACAGACUGAAAGGUGAAUAGUCCAGGUCAAAGCAGCAGAGACUGAGCUAUCCUCACAUUUAAUCCCUCUUAUGUCUGGAUCCCGGAUUUCCCAUAAUGCAGCUUCAUUGAGAUGUAACUUUCCGAGUUGAGGGAACUUCACAAGUUUUUUUAACAUGAUGAGUAAACUGAACUUCAGCUGCAACACCAUUGCAGUUCUCUGGUGUGAGAUCAAGCACCCAGAAUAAAGUAUUAUCAAGUACGUGGACAACAACUCUGAUUUGUCUUUACUCGUGUUGAGGUUUUGUAGCCAUGCUUACAACAUGACUGUGUCAGUGUUGAUUGUUUCACCUUUUUAGUCUGCGCUCAAAUGAUGCCCUGAACCCUCACAGACUUAUCUGUGAGUGUGAGAGGCAUAUUGCGCCAUAUUACAUUACCUUGACGCUGGCAAAACAUGUGGCUUAAUCUGGAAGGUUUGGGAGUUUUUAUGUCAAAUUGUUGACUUUCUUGCUGCCUGAUAUCACCAUGUUCCAGCUUCUUGGACGAGAGGUUAUUCUGAUCAAUUUACUUGUUUUUGGGCAAAAUGGCAUCAUUAUGCAAAAAUGUAAAUAAAUGGUGGAUGAAUAAA
Molecule: messenger RNA, 1456 nt
Organism: Scophthalmus maximus (turbot)
Lineage: Eukaryota; Metazoa; Chordata; Actinopteri; Pleuronectiformes; Scophthalmidae
Exons: 7
Coding region: 49-771 (240 amino acids)
Source: RefSeq, a predicted model, not a curated record